AUGGAUCAGUCUCCGCAGUUUGUAGCCAUGUAUCUGCUGGUGCUGUCCCUCGGACUUAUGAUGGACAGGGGGAUUUGUCAGCACUACUACCUUCUCCGACCCAUCCCGAGUGACAGUCUGCCUCUUGUGGAAUUAAAAGAGGAUCCGGACCCCGUCUUCGACCCCAAGGAGAGGGACCUUAACGAGACCGAGUUGAAGAGCGUCCUGGGAGACUUUGACAGCCGCUUUUUGUCCGUUUUACCUCCCGUAGAGGAGAAAUACAACGGGAACGAUGAGCUGGAGGACUUUGAGUCGAUCCAAAAGCCCGGUGGAGUACUCCCGAAGGAGAUCCGAGCGCUGGAUUUCGACGUCCAGUUCGGCAAGAAGCACAAGCCCAGUAAGAAACUGAAGCGGCGGCUGCAGCAGUGGCUGUGGGCGUACUCGUUCUGUCCCAUCGUGUAUACCUGGACCGACCUGGGGAACCGGUUCUGGCCGCGGUUCGUGCGCGUGGGCAGCUGCCUCAGCAAAAGGUCGUGUUCGGUUCCGGAGGGGAUGGUGUGUAAACCCGCCAACUCGACUCACCUGACUAUACUGAGAUGGAGGUGCGUGCAGAGGAAAGGGGGACUAAAAUGCGCGUGGAUACCGGUGCAGUACCCGAUCAUCACAGACUGCAAAUGCUCCUGCUCCAGUUAAUAGACUCUGCAUCAAAAAAAAUAAAUUAUAAGCUCAUUAAUUUCUUUUUUUUUCUUUUUUUUUGGUGAUUCUUGUUCACAUGCACUACCGAGUGUAGGAAUGUAUUUUCUGUAUAUGCGGUGCCAUGCAGUUCUAUAUAGCUCCCUGUACAAAGUCAGUAUUAUUUGUAACCAGAGUCUACUUUAUUU
Molecule: messenger RNA, 860 nt
Organism: Scomber japonicus (chub mackerel)
Lineage: Eukaryota; Metazoa; Chordata; Actinopteri; Scombriformes; Scombridae
Gene: nog1
Product: noggin 1
Exons: 1
Coding region: 1-672 (223 amino acids)
Biological process (GO): osteoblast differentiation; negative regulation of BMP signaling pathway; negative regulation of cell differentiation
Source: RefSeq, a predicted model, not a curated record